Bipolaris maydis ATCC 48331 is the source of this 1515-nucleotide messenger RNA. The record is from RefSeq and is a predicted model, not a curated record. Lineage: Eukaryota; Fungi; Ascomycota; Dothideomycetes; Pleosporales; Pleosporaceae.
AUGAUGAGGCUUAGCCUAACAACUGACAAAAGUUUCCAUCCCAAAUCCUUUGCAGAGGUAAACCCUGCACAAAAGAGCACCCAUUCUGCUUGGGAAGUCCUAGAUCCACGCUACUGGACGGCAAAUGGCUACGUUGUUUUGCGAGUAGAUGAACGUGGAUGUGGGCAGUCCCAUGGUAUGCUGGACUCUAUGAGCAGGUCCACUAGUGACGGCUUUGUCGAUGUGAUUGAGUGGGCUGCGGAGCAGUCGUGGAGUAGCGGGAAGAUAGGGCUUCUUGGGAUUAGUUACUACGCUGGUAGUCAGUGGAGGGUUGCGGCUCGUAGACCUAAAGGUCUGGCCGCUAUAGUGCCAUGGGAAGGCAUGAGCGAUUAUUAUCGUGAUCGAGUGCGCCACGGUGGGAUUUUGUCAAACACUUUCAUCGAUUUUGAGUCUGAGCUAUUCAUUCUUUCUAUCGACCAAGUGGCGCUGACUGAUGCCAACAGCUACCGAGACGAUGAGUAUUUCAAGAGCAAAGAUUUCAAUCUUGCAGACAUCGAGGUUCCCCUCCUUAGUAUUGCCAACUGGGGAGGCAUUUUGCUACAUUUAAGAGGAAAUAUUCAGGGAUAUGUUCAAGCAGGCUCAGAAUUCAAGUACCUUCGAUGCAUCACUGGACGCCAUGACCUCCCGUUUUACUAUGACGAAGAGGUUGCCGUCCAAAGGUCUUUCCUUGAUGCCGUUCUCAAGGGAGAAGAUCUCGAGGGUUGGACAGUCCCAGGAAAGCUACCCCCUGUCGACAUGUGUCUCCGCGUUGGUAACUCUGGAGUCAAUGUUCCUGAGAAAGAGCGGAAAGCUUUUCCUCGAAGAAAGGAGUCGCAUUGGCCGCUUGCUAACACGCAGUAUAAGAAAUUCUUCUUGGGCAAGGAAAACACUUUGAGCACAACAGAUCCAACAGGGAAAGGCAUGGUACAAUACGAUGCUUUGAGUGGCGAAGUCAAUUUUCGAACAGCGCCGUGUGAGGAGGAAGCCGAAAUCACCAGUCAUCCCUUGGCGCAUUUGGUUGCCUCUGUGAGUUCGAUGGAUGGUGCCUCGCCAUGUAACAUGGACAUUUUCCUCACCUUACGGCACUACGAUUCCCAAGGCAAUGAGGUUUUUUACACUGGAACGACCGGUGAGCCUGUACCCGUUGUUAAGGGCUGGCUUCGUUUAUCCUUGCGCCGAGUUGAUGAUUCGCAUCCAGCUCAUCGUGAAUACCUUCCACACCGUAAUUACUUCUCGUCCAAUGUACAGAAGGUUAUUCCUGGGGAGCUUUAUCCGGUAGACGUAGAGAUUUGGCCAACAAAUGGAGUAAUAGGCAAAGGCCACACGCUAGACUUACAGAUCGCCGGGCGCGAUACCCAAGGAGGCGGUAUGUUCGAGCAUAACCAUCCUGAAGAUCGGCCAGAGUCAGUUUUGAAGGCAUGGAAUAAUAUCCAUUUUGGUCCAGGGCAACAGAGUUUUCUCGUCUUGCCUAUCAUACCAAGCACGGACAUCAACUAG